Messenger RNA from Rodentolepis nana, 2013 nucleotides. Lineage: Eukaryota; Metazoa; Platyhelminthes; Cestoda; Cyclophyllidea; Hymenolepididae. The record is from the annotation of a GenBank genome assembly.
AUGACGUCGUUUAAAGACUUGGGUUUGAAUGAUCAAAUUCUUCAAGCUAUCGAACGUCUCGGGUGGAAGGUUCCCACGGAAAUACAAGCUCGGUCAAUUCCAUAUGCUCUCAAAGGUCGCAAUUUAAUUGGCCUUGCGGAGACCGGCUCGGGAAAAACUGGUGCUUAUGUAAUCCCUAUAUUACAGGAACUCAUGGUUUCUCCCAAACAUUAUUUCGCUUUAAUUCUUACUCCAACUCGGGAAUUAGCUGCUCAAGUUCAAGCUCAAUGCAAUGCUUUUGGGACAGCUAUUGGAUUAAAUACCGUUUUAUUGGUGGGUGGUACUCCUAUUGUUGACCAAGCUAACCAAAUGGCAAUGAAACCGCCCCAUAUUCUUAUUGCUACUCCAGGACGAUUUAUUGAUCAUCUGAAACGAACUAAAGGAUUUGAUGAAAUUAAAUUGAAGAACAUGAAAUUCUUGGUAAUUGAUGAGGCAGACCGUAUGCUUGGUUCAGAUUUCGAAUCCGUCAUUGAGAAAGUGCUCGUUGUGUUACCACCUAAACGACAGACAUUCCUGUUUUCUGCCACAAUGACGGAAAAGGUAGGCAAACUUCAAAGAGCCUCACUUCGCGACCCUGUUCGUAUCUCCACACGUACUAACAAAUUCCAGACUGUUGAAAGCCUUCGCCAAUAUGUCCUUUUAGUUCCCCAAGCUGAACUAGAAACCUACCUGGUCUAUCUCGUUCGCACGGCUUUCUCGCCAACGUCUUCAACAAUUGAGGGUCUUGAGGUUAUUAAACUCAAUCCAGAUGAAACACAUUCUGAGGAUAUGGGAUCUAGAACGGAAUCAAUGGGUUCAGCGAUCAUCUUCACGCGAACUCGUGAGACAAGCAACAAAUUGAGCCUUCUCCUGCGUCAGUUCCUCAACACUCCAGUCAUCACCCUCAACGGUGAUAUGCCCCAGGCUCAACGUCUCGGUGCCCUGUCGAAAUUCAAACGUCUGCCCGCUUCUGUACUUGUCGCGACUGAUGUCGCCUCGAGAGGUCUAGAUAUCCCCCAGGUCGGUUUGGUUAUCAAUUUCGACGUUCCACUUGAUGCCAAGAUUUACAUGCAUCGUGUGGGUCGAACAGCUCGUGCUGGGCGUCAAGGCGCCGCUCUCACUCUUCUCACGCAAUUCUCCGUCGUCUUCUACAUGAAGGAGAUUGAGAAUCAUUUAGUCAACACGACUAGGAAUGCAGAUGGAGAGAAGGUGAUGGAAGAGGCCAAGGUCCCCUCGUUGCUGGAGCCUGGAACCCCCGCAGAUGCUGCUCUAGACGCUGCUGUCGCUGAACUCCACGUGGAAGUACAGGCGGCUUUGGCUUUGGCUUCUAAGAUGUCUGGUAGGAGCACAUUCAUUGGUGGGGAACGUUACUCACUUCGAUUAGUUAUGCCUUUCCCCUAUAUGCACACCAAUGGAGUUCUGUUUCGCAGUCUUGCGGGCAAAUUAUUGAAGAAAUUGAGUGAAUUGAGUAGUGAUAGCUAUGUCGGAGGUUCCAAUUUGGACAGCUGUCAAUGCUUACUUUUCGACGUCACUGUGUCCAUCGGUGAACUGAUUCACACUUUACAAUUUCUCCAGCAACAGCAUCUGACGCUGGAUUCUAUUGAAGUUGGAUUUUCCUCUAACUGUUUUUUGUUGACUGUGGAGUCCCUACGCAAGAAACCGGGGAAACGUGAAGCCUUCAUAGCCGUCGAUGACAUGAAGACGCUUUCCACGUCCGAGAUCGGAGCACCAGAAGGUAGCCGGAAGCGCACAGCGUGGGCCAGUGAGGCGAGUGAAGAGAAGAAAGCGCAAAUCUCCGAGGUUUUGUCUGCCGUCUCCUUUUCUGAAGUCCCUGAACCCUCAGUCACCUCCUAUGGGCCUACCAAGUCCUUGAAGUAUAAGAAGAGGGAGAGAAAGGGCAAGAAAGUUGGCCCACCUAGAGACGCAACAGCGAUGAAGCGGAAUGUUCCCAUGAAAUCGAAGAAUAAAGCAGUGAAGCGCCUGUUUAAGCGUUAA